Dermacentor silvarum is the source of this 1219-nucleotide messenger RNA. Its product is annotated as E3 ubiquitin-protein ligase MARCHF3. Gene Ontology annotation, biological process: protein ubiquitination. Gene Ontology annotation, molecular function: zinc ion binding; ubiquitin-protein transferase activity. NCBI's taxonomy places the organism in Eukaryota, Metazoa, Arthropoda, Arachnida, Ixodida, Ixodidae. The transcript is spliced from 4 exons. The record is from RefSeq and is a predicted model, not a curated record. The coding region runs from base 286 to 1191 and encodes 301 amino acids.
UCGCGAAUGAGAAUGCGGCACUCUUUUCAGGAGCGGUCUUUCCACCACACACGAGAUUAAUCGAGGUGCAACAACGUUCGACGAAACUUCGACAAUGUAAGAGAACGACAACGCGCCGACCUAAAGACGACGAAGAUCAGCAACGUGCACGUGCACACAGCACGCUUUUCCGGCAGCCGGCGCACGUUCGUUCUGCUCGCUUUUUUUCUGCGGCGGUCAUCUAAGGCAGGCAAGCAGGAGACGAAAGAGCUGAGAACACUUUCUUCGACUGGCGCGAAAGCGGUCAUGAGUCGCCUAGCUGAAGAGGGAGCCGUGCCGAUGGCGUGCAACGGAAGCUGCGGCAUCAUAUCAAUUCCACCUUCGUCCUUCAUCUGCGACUUGGACCACGGCAGCUUCGUCCUCUCACCCUCCGGCGUGCCGUCGACCGGAUCUCCUCCCUCGGCCAUGGUGUCGAUGGAAACCCUGCUGGCCCCCGCGGAUUCAGCCGAGCAGGAUGCCACGUCGUGGCCCCAGGAGGAGGUAGUAGACUCCACGACGCCGGCCUGCGACGACAGCUCCCUGGCGUCGGCCACUCAACCUCGGGCGUCCGCCGAGUCGCUUAGCCUUAGCAACAGUAGCGACGGCGCGCCUACAUGCCGCAUCUGCUUCUUCGGAGACGCGAAGCAGCCGUUGUUGGAGCCCUGCAACUGCCGUGGGACUAUUGGCUUCGUCCACCGGGACUGCCUGGAGCGGUGGAUUCAGCGAACAGUGGACCCACAGUGCCAGGUCUGCCAUUACCAUUUCACGGUCCGCAAGCAGGCAGAGCCGGCAUGGCGCCUGCUGUUCGAUGUCGAGGCCCGCCGCCCCGUGCUCGGGUACAUGGUCUUGGGCGCGCUCUUUGCACUGAGCAUCGCGUUCAUCUUCACGCUGGCCUGGUUGUACGCGGUGUGCCUGCCCGCCCGUGUCGGAGACAAGCUGGCCGCCACCGUGGUCGUGCUGUUGGCCGUGCAAAACAUCCUCUGGCUGUACUUUCCUUUUGUUAGCUUCACGUACUCGUACAAGGCGUUUAAGAAGUGGCACGAGGAGAGUACCUGCCUGAAGCUCGUGCUCAGCACCGACGAGACCAACGUGGCCACGUGGUCCAACCUGCGCUUCUGGCGUGCGGCAGGCGGCUCCCGAGACCCCGUGUUGGCUUUUGGCGGCACUCAAUAAAGACGCCAGAGGGCGUGAAAAGAGCUGG